Messenger RNA from Thunnus maccoyii (southern bluefin tuna), 4064 nucleotides. RefSeq names its product reticulon-4 receptor-like 1 (gene rtn4rl1a). The record is from RefSeq and is a predicted model, not a curated record. Lineage: Eukaryota; Metazoa; Chordata; Actinopteri; Scombriformes; Scombridae. Gene Ontology annotation, molecular function: protein binding. Gene Ontology annotation, cellular component: plasma membrane. Bases 151 to 1518 code for a protein of 455 amino acids. The transcript has 3 exons.
UACAGCCUGCCUGCCUGCCUGCCUGCCUGCAAGCGGUCAAAGGGAAUCAAAAUAGCAAUUUAGUCAGCAACAGCAGCACAGGACUGGACGCUCACAAGGAUGCUACUUCAGCACAGACACUACUAGACGGUCCAAACAGCCGCUGCCAAUAUGUUCAGGCGAGGUUAUGGUGGGGUGGAGUUACUGUUGGUGCUGUGUGGCCUGGAUCUCUCUCUGCCUUGCCCUCGCCACUGCAUCUGCUACACUUCACCUAGCACCGUCUCCUGCCAAGCCCACAACUUCCAUGCCGUGCCCGAGGGCAUCCCCGCCCAGAGCGAGCGCGUCUUCCUGCAGAACAACAAGAUCCAGCGGCUGCUUCGCGGCCACUUCUCGCCCACCACCACCAUGUUGUGGCUUUACUCCAACAACAUCUCCUACAUACAGCCAUCCACCUUCCACGGCUUUGACCGCCUGGAGGAGCUUGACCUCGGGGACAACAAGCACCUGAAGGCCAUCGCUUCAGAUACCUUCCAGGGCCUGGGCCGGCUACAUGCCCUGCACCUAUAUCACUGUGGCCUGAUCAGCCUGCCUCCAGGGAUCUUUGCAGGUCUCCAUAAUCUCCAGUAUCUCUACCUACAGGACAACCAGUUAGAGUUCCUGGAGGACGAUCUGUUCAUUGACCUGCUGAACCUCAGUCAUCUCUUCCUGCAUGGCAACCGACUGUGGAGUCUUCGCCAGAACACUUUUCGUGGUCUGGGGGUCUUAGACCGCCUGCUUCUCCACCAGAACCGAAUCCAGUGGAUUGACCGCCAGGCUUUCCAUGACCUGCGGCGCCUCACCACCCUGUACCUGUUCAAUAACUCCCUGACUGAGCUAUCUGGCGCCAGCCUCACCCUGCUGUCGGCUCUGGAGUACCUUCGACUUAAUGACAACCCCUGGGAGUGUGACUGCAAGGCCCUGUCACUUUGGGAUUGGCUGCGGAGGUUCAGAGGCUCCACCUCUUCACUUAUAUGUGUUUCACCACCAGAGCUGGCGGGGAAGGACCUCAAAGCAGUGAAGAAAGAGGAGCUUCCCAGUUGCUUAUCAGGUGAGGGUCAUGCACGAGGUGCCCCAGGUGAGGAGACGGAUCACGGGGAGUCUUUAAACCACCUGAAUCGCCACCGAAGCCAUCACAACCACCAUCAGCGGCCGUACUUGCCCCACGGGGAUCAGUACAACUUGCCCUCCCCCUCACCCCUGCCGCGGCCACCCAAAGGAGGCCGUAGAAACUGUACCCGCCGGGGCCGCAAGGCAAAAGGGGGGCUCAAUGAGGUGCAGGUACUACGGGAGGGGGUUGAGAAAGACUAUUCUCCAGAUGGAGGUAAAUAUGACCUGUCUGUGACUUCAAGAAGGAAGAACAAGUGCAUCCCUAGAACUUCGGUCGGCCCACCGAGUGGGGUCCAGAGAGCUAAUAAUAAAGCAGGGUCACGCUUUGCAGAUUCUAUUUUCUGCUUCGUAUCAGCUCUGCUGCUGUCACUCAUCUCUGUGAUCCUACGCUGAUCCAGGAAAUGGACACUUUUGUGCUGGUGAUGCAACCUUAUGAUUCAUUCUUCUGAACCACCCUGCCCUGGCUCUUUAAAUGAGGCGUGUGUGCAUAACUGUUUGUGUACAUGACUGUAUAAAGAAAAUUAUCAAAUAUCUACUGUCCAAUUAUCCCUUCGGUAUUAAGGCAGGGAUGUUUAUGAGUCAUACUGAAAACACGGAAGUCAGGGAAAACAAUUUAGCCCAUUGCUUUGAUGAUGUCACCAAGGGGAACAACAGGAAUUUUUUUUUCUCUGUGGCAUCAAUUGCUUUAUGGAAUUUAUGUUCUCUUAAAAACUGUACAGCCACAUAAAAUAACAAGCCAAUGAUUCUUUCAAAUAAUGGCGAGAAGAACAAUAAGGUUCAAAACAGUUCAAGGCUCAGUCUCUAUGUUUAGCCCUCUUGACACAACAGCGCACCCUCCAUCUGUCACUCACGCUGAGACAAAGACAGUCAUUCAUUACUGUCAUACUGCUCACUCUACAGCACCGUAAGGUCCAAAAACAAAAUACUGUGGCAGUAAAAUGAGUCACUGUGAAGAGUUUUAGCAGUAAUAACUGUAAUCACUAUAUAUUGACUACUAAAGUGGUUUUACUCGCAUGUCUCACAGCAGGGUGAAGCCACUUUAAUGCACAUCUGUAUCCUUGGCUUUCAGUCUAAACUCAACACCACUGGAGUUGUGAAACAUCAAUAUAACUGACAAUAUUUCUAGCCAUGUUAAAAGGUGUCCAUUUCCCUUCCUCUUGCAUCCCAACAACUUGAAAGCCAUCCGAAAUUAACCUAAUCAUUAUGAAAGCCAACUGGUCACAGUAAGUUUAAAUGAGUGAGUGAGUGAGUGAGUGAGUGAGUGAGUGAGUGAGUGAGCGAGCGAUUACUGUGUUACUGUUUGUAUGAGUGCGUGUCCACUAAAGAAAUCACUAAAGCCAUGCGAGUAGAAAGAAGCUAGAUAGCAAGAGUGCCUAAUGAGAGCCAGUAGCCAAUGAGGACAAACUACGGAGGGAGGAGAUGGUUUCAUUUGCUCUUCAACCUCACUGAUUACAAAACAAGAGGCCUCAACGAGCCUGAGAGGUCAACACGAGCAGGCCAAGGAAAGGCUGAGGCCUGAACCUGGCUCACAAAACUUCUGAUUCCCAGGAACUGUUAUGCACUUUCCUCUGUAAUGCUGUGGAGGUUAAUUAAUCCUUCACACAGAGAUGAUUCAAUCCAAAUAGUCAAAGGAUGUUUUCUUAUGCUGGAAAAAUCAGCCCUUCAAUCAGUGAUGACCAACCACAACACUGCAAUACAUGCCUGGCAAUGGUCUUAUCAAUCGCUGAAGACGGAAAACAAAAGCAGUUCAGAAUAUGUGAGGACUAAGAAACUGCUUCAGAAUUCCUCUCUCGUCCUCUCUGGUGUGUUCAGUGCUUUCCCAAACAGAUGGACUUCUGUGAAGCCCUGAUUGGACAGUUGGAUACUAAUGCUGCUACGUCUGAGGAGAGCAAUUCCUGGAACCCCUUUCUGUGGCUCUGGAUUCUUCUUCAGGAAAUAAAAGGACAGAGAGAACUGUGGGACACGGCGCCCUGUAUGAACUGGAGCGGUUGAAGCACACACACACACACACACACACACACACACAACCCCUAACAAAGCCCGAUCAAUCCCCUUCUCAGCCUUCCUGUCCUCCUGCAAAGUACUAACCGCUAUCAGUCCAGGGCUUUCAAAUGCCAGAGCAGGGCACCACAGAUGCUGUCCAGGCUUUGACUUUAGACCUUUCAGAGUCAUUAACCCAAAGUCUAAAGUGCUCGAUUACAAUAGGUGAAACCUGUACAGACACACACGGGCCAUCCGGGUACCUUUACUAGCCAGUAAUGCUAGACUAAGACUCUUCAUUUCUUAUAGCAUUACAGAGAUAUAAAUACUAUUUUAGAAAGGAGCUGCCCUUGUAUGCAAAGGUAGCUAAACAGCUAAAAUCAUGACAUGCUGACAAAAGCACAAAAAAAUGAUUAGGUUUGGUUUGCUGACAACUUAAAAACACAUGAUUUGGAUGAGCAGGGGCCACAUUUGUAUCCUGCUUGUGUGUGUUUCCCUCUGAGCCCGGCCUUCUCCGUGUCUAUCUAUCUAAAUGUUGGGGACGAACAGAGGCCUGUCACUGGUGUCAUUCUCCUGACAUGUAGGAUUAGUAGACCCCUACUGGUGAACUUGUUUGUGCUGCUGUGAACCCAGAGGUGAUGUAAAUUGUGUCUGUUUAUUCCCAUGAGGAUGACUUUUGUAUGAAAAAAAAAAAAAAAGAAAAGAAAAAAAGAGAAACUGACUCUCUGUUGUGUCUCACAGGUUCCCUGAAAAAAUUAAAAGGGAGCUAGGGGCUGGAACUUUAUUUUUUAUUUAACAUGAUUAUUAUUAUUAUUUCUUUUUUUUUUCUUCAUUUGUCGUUUUUUUGUUUUGCUGACUCAUUCAAGAUAAACGGUACACUGCACUGCUCCUCUUUUCUUUUCUAUCCUUCUACUCAUUCCUCUGUCUUUGCCCUCCCUUCCUCCCUCUCUGUCCGUCUG